AUGCCAAAAUCAAAACGCGAUCAACAUCUAACAUUAACAAAAACAAAACGUAAACGUGGCGUUGAAUUAAAACAACAACUCGUUUCAAAAAUUCACUCGAAUCUAGAUAAAUAUUCAUCAUUAUAUGUACUAAAAAUCUACAAUGAACGAAAUGAAAAACUUCAUUAUAUUCGUAAACAUUUAUCGGAUAGUCAAUUUUUUUUUGGCAAAAAUUGUGUUAUGUCCUUUGCAUUAGGUCGAACACCCAGUCUAGAAUAUCUAAAAAAUUUAUCAAAGAUCACACCGUAUUUAUUGGGAAAAAUUGGUCUGCUAAUGACAAAUCGCGACCAAAAAGAAAUUAUAGAGUAUUUUAACUCAUUAUCACUAUUAGAUUAUGCUAGAAGUGGUAAUGUGGCAACAGAAACGGUGAUAAUUGAGCAAGGACUAUUACCAGACUUUCAACAUACAAUGGAACCCAUGCUGAGACAGUUAGGAUUAAUGACAUCGUUGAAAAAAGGUAUCAUUUAUUUAGAAAAAGUCUAUACAGUUUGUAAAAAAGGGGAUAUUUUAACACCCGAACAAGCAAAACUAUUAAAAUUAUUUCAGUAUCAACAAUCAGAAUUCAAAGUUCGAAUUAAAGCUGUUUGGACAAAAAAUGAUGGCUGUAUUCAAGUGUUUGACAUUCAAGACGAUACGAUAAUUGAUAAUGACAUGAAAGUUGAUGAUAUUGAAGAACAGUUAUUCGUGGGCGACGAAGAAAACUGGAUAGAUGAUGAAGGGCAAACACAACACGAAACAAAUAGAAAAAAAUCACGAAAAAUCUGA
Didymodactylos carnosus is the source of this 804-nucleotide messenger RNA. The record is from the annotation of a GenBank genome assembly. Lineage: Eukaryota; Metazoa; Rotifera; Eurotatoria; Philodinida; Philodinidae.